Messenger RNA from Drosophila grimshawi, 2360 nucleotides. RefSeq names its product ATP-binding cassette sub-family B member 10, mitochondrial. Gene Ontology annotation, biological process: transmembrane transport. The transcript is spliced from 6 exons. Gene Ontology annotation, cellular component: membrane. Lineage: Eukaryota; Metazoa; Arthropoda; Insecta; Diptera; Drosophilidae. Gene Ontology annotation, molecular function: ATP binding; ABC-type oligopeptide transporter activity; ATP hydrolysis activity. The coding region runs from base 63 to 2084 and encodes 673 amino acids. The record is from RefSeq and is a predicted model, not a curated record.
UGUAUUUAAUUAAAUGAAUUGACUUGCUUAAAAUUUGCAAAGAUUUGUAAAAAUAGUUGACAAUGCUGCUGAACUGCACACGAGUGAAGCAUGUGAGAACAGCGCUGCAGAUUUGUCAAAUAACUCGAACGGUCCAGCGUAAUCCGUUGCUGCUGCUGCGGCGACCAUUCAAUCAACUGUGCAAGAUCCGAACACCGCCGGCGCCAGCUGUUGCCCGUUCAACUGGUGGCAGUACCAAAUGGGUAACCUAUCUGCUCAACUUUAGGCGCGGUUUUCGCACUGGCCACAAACCGGGGGAGGAGGUGGGUAACUUCUUCAAGUCAUUCAAGUCUGAGUACAAGCGUCUGCUCACACUGACCACAGACGAGAUAGGGACUCUAUUAAUCGGCUUCAUCUGUUUGGUUGUCUCCUCGGCGAUCACGAUGAGUGUGCCAUUCUUUCUGGGACGUGUUGUCGAUGUUGUCUUCAAUAAGAAGGGCCUGGAAGCGAAAGCAUUGGAGAACUUACGCGGCUAUUCCCUACAAUUGCUCGGCCUAUUCCUUAUCGGCGGCCUGGCAAAUUUGGCUCGCGUCUAUCUGUUUGGUGCGGCAUCUCUGCGCAUAGUGCGUCGUCUGCGCUCCAAGCUCUAUAGAGCGAUAUUGUCACAGGAGGUCGGAUGGUUCGAUACUCGCGGCACUGGCGAGCUCGUCAAUCGUCUGAGCAACGAUACCUAUGUGGUGGGCACUGCGCUCAGUUAUAAUCUCUCCGAUGGUUUACGUUCAACUGCCAUGAUCGGUGUUGGUUCCGUCAUGAUGGCGGUAACAUCGCCGGAGCUGGCGCUGGUCAGUGCACUGGUUGUGCCUGCUCUCGGUGGUAUGGCCAUUGUCUAUGGACGGUAUGUGCGUCGCAUAACCAAACUGGAGCUGGAUGAAUAUGCUGAUUUAAUGAAGCAUGCCGAGGAGCGAUUCGGCAAUGUGCGCACUGUGAAAUCCUUCUGUCACGAGCUGAAGGAGUUUGACCAGUAUGAUAAAAAACUGGAUGCAGCCAAAUUAAUUGGCUAUAAGGAGGCAAAAGCCAAAUCCAUAUUUUUUGGCAUGACUGGUUUCUCUGGUAACUUUGUGAUGAUAUCGGUUCUUUAUUAUGGCGGCACUCUGGUGCUGGACAAUCAGCUCACCAUUGGCGCUAUGACAGCGUUCAUGAUGUACGCCGGUUAUGUGGGUGUUGCAAUGAAUGGUGUAUCCAAUUUCUAUAGUCAUCUGAACAAGGGCAUUGGAGCAUCAACGCGCAUUUGGGAGAUAAUCGAUCGCAAAUAUGCAAUACCGAUCAACACGGGCAUUUCGCCGAAGGCCAAACCUGUUGGCGAGAUGCGUUUCGAUAAUGUUGACUUUAGCUAUCCGUCGCGUCCCGAUAUAAAUGUGCUAUCGAAAUUCUCGCUGACACUGCAGCCCCAUCAGACGACGGCUAUUGUUGGUCGAUCCGGUUCCGGCAAAUCGACAAUGGCAUUGCUCCUGUUGCGUCUCUAUGAUCCGUUGCAGGGCAAAGUUUAUCUGGAUGGCACUGACUUGAGUACAAUAAAUCCGCUUUGGUUGCGUCACCAUGUUGCCGCCGUUCCCCAGGAUCCGGUGCUCUUCUCCGGCUCCAUACGAUCCAACAUACUAUACGGCCUGAAUCCGGACGACCCGCCCGACGAGAAUCGGCUGCAGCGUGUCGUCCGCGACUCGAACGUGCUCGAGUUUAUCAAAAAUCUACCGUUUGGCCUGGAAACGAUUGUUGGCCAACGCGGCAUCCUCCUCAGUGGUGGCCAAAAGCAGCGUGUCGCCAUUGCUCGAGCCCUAAUUAAGAAUCCCACCGUACUCGUAUUGGAUGAGGCGACAAGUGCGUUGGAUUCGGUGUCGGAGCAACUUGUGCAGACGGCACUCGAUCGACUGAUCAAGGGUCGCACAGUGAUGACCAUUGCCCAUCGCCUGAGCACCAUACACAAGGCGCACAAAAUAGCCGUCCUCCAGCACGGAGCCAUUGUUGAGGCGGGCACCUACGAUGAGCUUAUGCAAAUACCAGAUGGCAAAUUCAGAGAACUGGUUUCCAAGCAGGCAUUCGCAGUGUAAUUUAGUGUUCAAUUAUUUGCAUAGGCAUAGACAUAACAGAUUAUGUUAUUUAACAAUCCCCGAUAGAAGAUAAGUACAAACAGUUCUUAUUGGUGAAUGGAUCGUCAAUGGUCAGAGAUUCAGAUUAAUUCAAAAUCGCUUGUUUUUAUGAAAUGUUUAAAAUUUUCACAUUUUUCACAUUCAUAAUUUUUGAAAAUCAUUGAGUAAUCAUUGAGUCCUUGACAACUUUCAAAUAAACGGAUUGGGAAAAGCCCAAUUCCUUGCUAGACAACGAAA